Molecule: messenger RNA, 2651 nt
Organism: Pimephales promelas (fathead minnow)
Lineage: Eukaryota; Metazoa; Chordata; Actinopteri; Cypriniformes; Leuciscidae
Source: RefSeq, a predicted model, not a curated record
AAAUAAAUGAUGCGCACAGAUAAAUAAUUUAUAAUAAAUACUGAAAUAUCUCAUAAUACACAACUACAUGUUGCAUGUGGUCAGCACCUCUAAUUAAAACCUUUUAGAAAUGGCAUUUCACACUCAAUAUUAUUAAAUUUGGUCUCAGACAUGCGUGCUCACGUGCAAUACUGGUAUUUCCCAGCAGGCACACUAGACACGACAUGGUGUGUAUAGUAGAAAAACACAGACAUACACGUACACACAGUCUGAACAGGGCAGUCUGUGUUGGAUCAGGAACGGAGGCUUCCCACAUAAUUCCUGUGCAUAAAUUCCUGCGUGUGUGAGAUUAAUUUGAGAGGAAAAGUUCCCAGAAAAGACAGAUUCAUCUUAAUGUUUAUUUGAGUUCAACCUCAAGUUAGAGACCCCUCCUAGGGCUCCGAAUGAACCCGGUUUCUCUUAUACAAACACAUACACAGAUCAAGGUGUGUUUGUCUUUCCUACCCAAACUCUAGGUUUUUCGGGACAGGUAUCCCCCUCCUCCCAAAACGGCUCGUCCACCUCGGGGAGACGGAUUUGAGGGCGGGUCUCCAAAAUUAAUCGAGCAGGUCAUUAGGACUCACGCCGCAUUACAGUAUGACGUUGCCGGGGUUUGUGAUGCUGCUAUGCAUCCUGGGAGCUCAAGCCACCGUGGAUCUGAGAAAUGCUGCUGCUAUGGCUGCAGGCUUGUGUAACACAAAGCCCACUGAUGUAGUGUUCAUCAUCGACAGCUCUCGAAGUGUCCGGCCGGCUGAGUUUGAGCAGGUCAAGGUCUUCCUGACCAAAGUGAUCGACGGUUUGAACGUCGGAGCUGAUGCUACUCGCGUGGGUGUCGUGAACUACGCCAGUCGGGUGAAGAAUGAGGUCUCUCUGAAGUCCCACAAAACCAAGGCUGCGCUUGUCAAGGCCGUGUCCAAGAUCGAGCCACUGUCCUCCGGGACCAUGACAGGCCUGGCCAUCCAGUUCGCCAUGAACGUGGCCUUCAGCGAAGCCGAGGGAGCGCGCAAAUCCCCCGACAUCAGCAAGGUGGCAAUUAUUGUGACUGAUGGCAGACCGCAGGACAACAUCCGUGAAAUUGCAGCAAAGGCGCGUGAGGCCGGCAUUGAGAUAUUUGCCAUCGGAGUGGGCCGUGUGGAACUGACCACGCUCAGGCAAAUGGCCAGCGAGCCUCUGGAUGAUCACGUGGACUACGUGGAGAGCUACAGCCUCAUUGAGAAGCUCACCAAGAAGUUCCAGGAGGCCUUCUGUGCGGACCUAUGCGCGACAAGCGAUCAUGACUGUGAGCACAUUUGCAUCAGCACACCCGGAUCUUUCAAGUGCGCCUGCAGAGAUGGUCACACACUCACGGGCGACGGCCGAACAUGCAGCGCUUGCAGUAACGCUGCAGAUGUGGUCUUCUUGAUCGAUGGGUCCAAGAGCGUGAGACCAGAGAACUUCGAGCUGGUCAAGAAAUGGAUCAACCUGAUCAUCGACAAACUGGACGUGUCAGAAACCAACACUCACGUGGGACUGGUGCAGUAUUCCAGCUCUGUGAAGCAGGAGUUUCCUCUGGGACGCUACAACAACAAAAAGGCCCUUAAAGAAGCCGUAAAAAAGAUGGGUUAUAUGGAGAGGGGAACCAUGACUGGACAGGCCAUCAAUUUCCUGGUGGACAACAGCUUUACUCCUAGCCAGGGCGCCAGACCUGGAGUGCCAAAGGUCGGUAUUGUCUUCACUGACGGCAGGUCGCAAGACUACAUUGGAGACGCCGCCAAGAAGGCCAAGGAGAACGGCUUUGAAAUGUUUGCUGUGGGCGUUGGCAAUGCUGUCGAGGACGAGCUGAGAGAGAUCGCCUCUAUCCCUGUCGCUGACCAUUACUUCUACACGGCAGACUUCAAAACCAUGAACCAAAUUGCCAAGAAGCUGCAAAUCAAUGUUUGUCAAGUUGAAGAUCCCUGUGAAUGUAAUUCCCUUGUCAAGUUCCAGAAAAAGGUGGAGGAGGCACUACAGGCAUUAACAAAGAAAUUGGACGCUGUGACGAAAAGGAUCACUGCCCUGGAGAACAAGAUAGUUUGAGAAGGAGCCAACCUCUAAUUCUUACACUAACAUCCUUUUCUUUUCUUGUGUAAAAUGUCUCCUGUGACCUCUGACCCUGAUGCUUUAGAUCCACUCCAUUUCUUUCUGCCUCUUUGCCUUCAUCACUAUAUUGUCCAUGGGGAUGGAGCACUGAAUAAAAGCGAAAGGAGUCAGUUUUCAAACAACCAUCUCCCCCCCUUCAACAUAACCCUGUAAGCUUGACUAUACAAUCUGAGAAGUACAACAAAGGACAAUAAAGUCUUCCCUGUGGGGAGGUGGUGUGUCUAUUAAAUACAGUCUUUCUUAAUUCUAGCUUUCUCAAACAAAUUCUUUCAGAUUCUGCCCCGAAAGUAUUAUUUUAUAAGGAAUAUAUAUGUAAUGGUAAUUUAAUAUAAGUUUUGACUUGAAAUAAAUGUGUGAAUGCUUGAUUAUUUUCUCAGAUUAAACACUCCAUGAAGCACACACACACAGACACAACACACAGACACACACACACACACAGGCAAACAUUCACUGACUCUGCAAGUGCUAAACAUGCUGCUUGUGAUGAUUCAAUAAAAUCCCUUUUUGUGUCUGUG